This is a messenger RNA of Syzygium oleosum, 1044 nucleotides long. RefSeq lists its product as uncharacterized. The transcript has a single exon. Bases 51 to 830 code for a protein of 259 amino acids. The record is from RefSeq and is a predicted model, not a curated record. NCBI's taxonomy places the organism in Eukaryota, Viridiplantae, Streptophyta, Magnoliopsida, Myrtales, Myrtaceae.
CCUCAAAUCAUAUUAAUCUCUCUCUCUGUCUCUCUCGUUAUAUAUGGCACAUGCAUGAAGAGUCUGAGGAAGAAAACAAAGUCCACAACCACGCUCGGUAUCCUCUCUCUGGCUUCAGAAUCGAAACCUUAAUGGAUUCCUCAUCAACAUGUCUCGGGACUCGACCUCGUUCUGUCCGUAAAGAGUGCGAACCCAGCAACAACAUCAACCCCAAUUCAUCGUAUCCAUCGAAAUCACCACCCUCUUCCUCGUCUUCUCGCAGAAGAAGCCCUUCCUUCUCUUCCUCUUCCUCUCUUUCCUCGUCUUCCUCCCUCGGAUCUUCCCAGUUCCCCGAGGAGCUCUCGUUCAGCCCUGGCACGCCGCUCCGUCUCUCCGGAGUCCCGUUUUCAUGGGAAAAGAUCCCGGGGAUUCCCAAGAAGCAGAGCUCCAGGAGAUCAAGAGAUUGUCCGUCUUCCCUGAGCAGCAAUCUCCUCCCAUUGCCGCCUUCCGCUACUCCACCGUCGUCGAAGCGAUACACCAAUGAAGAAGUCAGGCUGAAGAAGAAGGUCCACGGCGCCGCAGCGGUGGCGGAGAGGUACCAGUGGGACCCAUUCGUGGCGGCAUUAGUCGAGUGCUCGAAGGACCACGACCAAGCUCAAGAUGCAACUACCGAUAACGGAAAUAAUAAGCUCUGGACGGGCACUAAGGUCUCCAGGAGCAUAGGCGACCGGUUCGGACUCAUUGGUCUCUACGCAUCUUGCAAGAGGGCGUGCCCCGUCUCGGAGUCGAUCAUCUACCUCCCGAGAUCAAACCAAGCGUCCUACGGCCUGAUCAAUCGGCAAUCACAUUGAAUUCGACCGCACACGGACACUCCGGGGCAUCGCCUAGAGAUAAGUCCUACAUGAUGUCGAAAUUUCCAGAUUCGAAAAGUUCUGUUGUUGUUCUUGUAUGGUUUAAUCACCUCUUCGUUACAUCCACUUUCUGUGUCAUUGUGAGAGGAAGUACCAAUUGUAAUGUUUAUAUGAAGUUCUAUAUAAUGUGAUAUGAAUUAUCGACUUGAGACAA